Messenger RNA from Cynocephalus volans (Philippine flying lemur), 951 nucleotides. RefSeq names its product zinc finger HIT-type containing 3 (gene ZNHIT3). NCBI's taxonomy places the organism in Eukaryota, Metazoa, Chordata, Mammalia, Dermoptera, Cynocephalidae. Gene Ontology annotation, biological process: maturation of LSU-rRNA from tricistronic rRNA transcript (SSU-rRNA, 5.8S rRNA, LSU-rRNA); box C/D snoRNP assembly; snoRNA localization. The record is from RefSeq and is a predicted model, not a curated record. The coding region runs from base 63 to 530 and encodes 155 amino acids. Gene Ontology annotation, molecular function: protein binding. The transcript is spliced from 5 exons. Gene Ontology annotation, cellular component: nucleus; pre-snoRNP complex.
UGCACAGCGACACUCAGCUUGAGACGCGGGCGCCGGCGUGGGAACCAGUGUUCGGGGAGAACAUGGAGUCGCUCAGUUGUGGCACCGUCGUCUGCGUGGUCUGCUUGGAGAAACCCAAAUACCGCUGCCCGGCCUGCCUCGUGCCCUACUGCUCAGUGACCUGCUUUCGGAAGCACAAAGAGCAGUGCAACCCUGAAACUCAUCCUGUUGAGAAAAAAAUAGGAUCAGCUGUUCCUGCAAAAACUAUAAGGCCUGUGGAAAACAAAGAUGAUGAUGACUCUGUGGCUGAUUUUCUCAAUAGUGAUGAGGAAGAGGACAGAGUUUCUUUGCAGAGUUUAAAGAAUUUAGGGGAAUCUGCAACAUUAAGAAGCUUAUUGCUCAAUCCACACCUCAGGCAGCUGAUGGUCAGUCUUGAUCAGGGGGACAACAAAGCAAAGCUCAUGAGAGCCUACAUGCAAGAGCCCUUGUUUGUGGAGUUUGCGGACUGCUGCUUAAGAAUUGUGGAGCCAUCCCAGAAUGAGGAUUCUUAAUGUGGAUCAUUGUGCUGCUUGCUCAAGCAUGUGCUUGACUCCCAGAACUUGCUGCUCCUUCCCCAGGAAACUGGCUAGUGUGGGGCCGUGAGCAAGGGAGGUGAUUUCAGGAUGCGGACGGGCUGAUGUAGGUUAUGUAGGUCUUCACCUCUUUCGAUGUGGGCUCAUGUUUCAAGCAGAUAGGGGUACAUAAGGUGGCAAAUCCUUUUUGGAGAGAAAACUUGACAUUCAAAUAGUUUUUAAAUGUUUUAUUUUUGGCAUAGUUAAGAUAGACAUCAUAAAUGAUAUAAUUUAAGUUUUACACCCAUUUGAGUUAAAAACUUGAUCAGUGUUAAUAAAAAUCAAGAUGUGAUGGUUCUAGUGUAUGUUGCAUUGUUCAUCAUCCUUGUUUCAUAAUCUAAUUGUUUGAAAUUACAUUAAA